GUGUUCGGUUCAGGCGACUUAUGUUUCCCUAUUAGCUGACAAUUGUGAUUUCAGUUGGCACCUCCCCUACCUCAGCGGACAGCUCGAUACAUUCACCCAUCCCUCAACUGCUUGUGUCACCUGCCGAGGCAGCGAAUGGUUCUACGAGCGAGUUUCCAGCUUGGCGUUCUCACUCAAGCGGGCCCAACUCUCCAUUGUCGUCUCCCUCCAUGUUCGGUAGCCCGGGAUCAGUCUUCAGCGAUUUGGAUGAUCCAAUUAUCCCCCUAAGUGGCCCAUAUUCCACGAUCCCCGAUCAACCCCCUCCCGUAUCUCCCUACGCUCAACAGUCUAUUCACCAGCCAACUGGGAGCCUGACAGAAGGAGUGGUUUUUGGCAAUGACUCGAGCCUCUUAAUCUUGGGCGGCCCUCACCCAGGGUUAGGGGCUCCCCACACACUCACCAGUGCCAGUACUCCAAACCCUCCAGCUCCACUUCCAGACGUCUACCUUGGGGAACAACCUAGCUCUAUCCCAGCUGGUUCGCCAUCCUCACACGACCAGGUUGAGGGCGGUGUGGGCUUUGAUCUCAGUGUUCUAAACCUCGGUGUAGAUGCUGGGGACAGCGUAAAUGAACCGACAUAUAGCGUCCCCAGCACAGGACACAAUGACACAUUAAUCCACGUAGGCAUGCCGACAGACCUAGUUGGGAUUAAUUAUGACGACACAUACAAUAACUUUGCCCAAAUUUCUGCGGGAGCAUUUGGCCCAGGGGAGCAAGAACUGGUGUCGGCGUUUCUUAACCUUCUCCCUGAUGGAAACGACGAGCCGCAUCAUUUGCAUCUGAUGCCAAACACGUAGUUCUGCACAUACCUUCGAAUGCUAAUUUCUAUUCAUCAUCUCGGUUCCUUUGGUGCAUAUAUUUUCCUUUGCCAAAAAUCUCUAAUGUGGACAAUUUUUGGACCUGCACACCCUAUCCAUUUUGUUGUAUACGCCCAACGUCUUCCGCUCACUUU
Molecule: messenger RNA, 991 nt
Organism: Cantharellus anzutake
Lineage: Eukaryota; Fungi; Basidiomycota; Agaricomycetes; Cantharellales; Hydnaceae
Exons: 2
Coding region: 210-836 (208 amino acids)
Source: RefSeq, a predicted model, not a curated record